Molecule: messenger RNA, 1173 nt
Organism: Sinocyclocheilus anshuiensis
Lineage: Eukaryota; Metazoa; Chordata; Actinopteri; Cypriniformes; Cyprinidae
Gene: psmb11a
Product: proteasome 20S subunit beta 11a
Exons: 1
Coding region: 1-1173 (390 amino acids)
Cellular component (GO): proteasome core complex; cytoplasm
Source: RefSeq, a predicted model, not a curated record
AUGGCUCUUCAGGAUGUUUGUGGUUUCCUGGAGACUCUUGAUGACAUCAGCCCAUGCACUUACCUACCAAACGAGAUGGGAUACAUGUGGAGGACACCGUUUGAGUUUGACAGAGAUAGUGCUUUUCAUUUUCUUUUCCCCCCUCAGCAGUGCAGCAGAAAAAACAGAGCACCAACUCUUUUCUCUUCAACUUUCUCCAGUCUGUCACCUCAUCAACAACCCUUUCAGCUAUCCCAUGGUACCACAACUUUGGGUUUUAUAUUUCAGGAUGGCGUGAUAGCUGCUGCAGACACUCGUGCCAGCUGUAAAGGUCUAAUUUGCUGCCCGAUAAGUCAAAAGAUUAUGCCUAUCCACUCUCACCUGGUGGUCAACACCUCGGGCAGUGGUGCCGAUUGUAUGCUGUGGGAACGGAUUCUUACCCGUGAGAUGAGGCUUUACCAGCUUCGUCAUCGCAAGAGACUAAGCAUCAAUGGGGCUGCAAAACUGCUCUCCACGAUGCUUCAUCCAUUCAAAGGCACUAAUGUGUGUGUGGCAGCUACUCUAUGUGGAUGGGAUGGAGAAGAAACUCAAGAUACACUACAGUCCUGCAUGGAAAUCGCAGAUGUUAAGGAAGCAGUGGAACAGGAUAGCAAUGUAUCCGCAAUUUCAGAUGUAUCUGCUCAAGGUGGUGUGAAAAUGGCCUCUAUAAAUGAGCAGGAUGAGAUCUCAAAGGACACUCAAGCACUGAAUCCAACUGUGUCAAAUCAAAAUACAAAAAACGUUCUGUCUACUUUUGGAGGACGGUCUGGUCCCAGGGUGUGCUAUGUUUGCAGUGAUGGCCUGCAACUGAAAGGAGAGAUAAUAUCAGUGGGCUCAGGGUCACCCUAUGCGUACGCUGUGCUUGAUGAUGGUUGGAGAUGGGGAAUGACUGUGGAUGAGGCAGUGGCACUGGCCCGGGAGGCUGUUUUCAGAGCCACUCACUGGGACGCCUACUCUGGGAAUAAUGUAGACCUUUUCCACAUCACUGCCCAUGGCUGGAGACGCAGAGACAGAGAAGAUCUGAAGGAGGAGUACUACAGAGAGAGGGAGAGAGAGAAGAAGAAGAUCAAGGAGAGGGAGAAAGAGAGACAGAAAAGAGAGGGGGAUGAGCUGGUUGAAGGGGAAGGUGAUAUAUAUUCAGUACACUGUGGAUAG